This is a messenger RNA of Marmota flaviventris (yellow-bellied marmot), 1305 nucleotides long. It is a transcript of the gene Mdh2, whose product is annotated as malate dehydrogenase 2. Gene Ontology annotation, molecular function: L-malate dehydrogenase (NAD+) activity. Gene Ontology annotation, biological process: malate metabolic process; tricarboxylic acid cycle. Gene Ontology annotation, cellular component: mitochondrion; cytoplasm. NCBI's taxonomy places the organism in Eukaryota, Metazoa, Chordata, Mammalia, Rodentia, Sciuridae. The record is from RefSeq and is a predicted model, not a curated record.
GAACGGAGCCGGGCUGCGGGCUCAGUGCAGUGUGGAGGUCGUUGGAGUCAUCUGCUCGCUGCCAGCUCCUGUGCCUGCCGGUCUGCGCUCCGCCCGCCCCAGCCAUGCUCUCCGCCCUCGCCCGGCCCGCCGGCGCCGCUCUCCGCCGGAGCUUCAGCACCUCAGCCCAGAACAAUGCUAAAGUAGCCGUCCUUGGGGCCUCCGGAGGAAUUGGGCAGCCCCUCUCACUACUCCUGAAGAACAGCCCCCUUGUGAGUCGACUGACCCUCUAUGACAUUGCUCACACACCUGGGGUGGCUGCAGAUCUGAGCCACAUCGAGACCAGAGCAAAAGUGAAAGGCUACCUCGGACCUGACCAGCUGCCAGACUGUCUGAAAGGCUGUGACGUGGUGGUGAUUCCAGCUGGAGUCCCCAGAAAACCAGGCAUGACACGGGAUGACCUGUUCAACACCAAUGCAACAAUUGUGGCCACCCUGGCUGCUGCCUGUGCCCAGCAUUGCCCUGAAGCCAUGAUCUGCAUCAUUUCCAAUCCGGUUAACUCCACCAUCCCAAUCACAGCAGAAGUUUUCAAGAAACAUGGAGUGUACGACCCCAAUAAGAUCUUUGGUGUGACAACCCUAGACAUUGUCAGAGCCAACACUUUUGUUGCAGAGCUGAAGGGUUUGGAUCCAGCUCGGGUCAGCGUUCCUGUCAUUGGUGGCCAUGCUGGGAAGACCAUCAUCCCCCUAAUCUCUCAGUGUACUCCCAAGGUGGACUUCCCCCAAGACCAGCUGACAGCACUCACCGGACGGAUCCAGGAGGCUGGCACCGAGGUGGUGAAGGCUAAAGCUGGAGCAGGCUCUGCCACCCUGUCCAUGGCCUACGCUGGCGCCCGCUUUGUCUUCUCCCUUGUGGAUGCGAUGAACGGCAAGGAAGGCGUGGUCGAGUGCUCCUUCGUGAAGUCCCAGGAAACUGAGUGCACCUACUUCUCCACGCCCUUGCUGCUGGGGAAAAAGGGCCUGGAGAAGAACCUGGGCAUCGGCAAAGUCUCUUCCUUUGAAGAGAAGAUGAUUGCCGAGGCCAUCCCUGAGCUGAAAGCCUCCAUCAAGAAAGGAGAAGACUUUGUCAAGAACAUGAAGUGAGGUGCGAGUGUCGAGCAGCGGCUUCCUUAACUUAUCGCGGCAUCGUGUCACUGGAAGGCCGGGUCGGAUGCUGUUCAUUUAAUUUGCUUCAAUUAUGGUUGUUAUUAUCCGUGUUAUCAUCCCUUCCAAAUUGUGGCUGGUCUAUUGGUGCGACAAUAAAAGCAGACUUGAUUUUCUUUUUCAA